AACCCCGCGCGAAACGUUGUUGCACUCGGGGAUGUCAAAGCGACUGGACCAAUGAGCAGGUUGUUGUGUGCAAACGCUUGGAUUUAAUCCGUCUUAAUGAAUCAGUUCCGCAGAAUCCGAAAGCGUCUGUGUGGUUGCGUCGACUGAUAAAAGUGCCGUGCCUUGGUUGUGAGUGCUUCCGUGCAUUUUGUGAGUCACUGCGGAAAAGCAGAGUGGAUACCCCGGACGCCGCCGCAGCGGAGUCGCCUUUUUUUUCCCUCGCCGUUUUGUGUGUGGUGCUGGUGGUAGCAUCGCAGACGACAAACCCACCUGGUUGAAAUAUGUGGUUGUGCAGCGAAUGGAAGGUUUGGACGAGGUGGCUAUUUUACGCACUGGUGAUAUGCACACUAUCAGUUUCAAGCACAAGAUCUCAAGAGUCUAAAGGGUCACUAAAAAUUACCCCCGAGGGCGCCUCACUGUCCAGCCCCUCCGGCACAGGAUACGUGGUGUUUUGUAAGGCUGAGGGAGGCGAAGCUCCGUAUACGGAUUUCAAGUGGAUAGGACCCACUGGGCAGCAGGUAGAAAGCCGAAGUCCCACCCGUGUGGCAACCACAAACAGCGGCUACGCCCUCUCCUUCGACAAUCCCACAGCGCAGCAAAGCGGCCAAUACACCUGCAAGGCACUUUACGGAAACACCGUCAACCUAAUCAAGUCUGUCAACAUAACCUUCUACCACGACAUCACGUUUGAGGACUGUUCGGCAAGUCAGUACCUGAUCCUGAACCAGGAGAAGGAAGUGAAAUGCACUGUGCGGGGCAAUCCACUGCCCUUGGUGGCGUGGACCAAAGAUGGGGUCCCUGUGGGUCAACGGGAACGCUACGAGAUAACGGAGAAAGGCGUCACCGUCAAGAGCGCCACCCCUGCCGACAGGGGCACCUACAUUGUCUCGGCCAUGGUCUCCGCCACGGGAAGGUUCGACAAACGGAACAUCACGGUGGAAGUCUACACACCACCAAAGAUAUCGGAUAAAAUGCCAGAGUCGAGCGAAAUGAUUGAAGGUUCCUUGGGGAGAUUAGAGUGCUCAGCAGAGGGUUAUCCACACCCUAGGUUCUACUGGUUCGAUAAGGCAAACCGGAACUUGAGCACCGUGAAUGGCUUUCAAGUGGACCCCAAGGCCGGGGUACUCCUGGUGAGUUCCGUUGGAAGGGAGGAAGAAGGAAGGUACCGCUGCCAGGCGGUCAACCCUGCAGGGACAGACAGUCGAGAGGUCAGCGUCAGUGUCAUCGUUAAGCCGAGGAUCACUGAAUUCCGCAACGUGACAGUCUCUGUUGGAGGUGAAGUGAAGCUUGAGUGCAGGUCCCACGGAAAGCCAGUGCCGGAUAUGAAGAUACGCAAGGAUGGAGAUCCCGCGUUCAUUUCGGAUCAGUACUUCAAGAUCCUUCAGACCCAGAACGCUCAGCAAGAGACUGUGCUGACAAUGACUGCCAGCAGUGCCACACGUCACAUGGACGGCCUCUACUACUGUUCGGCUGAAAACAAGGCCGAGAAAGUCGAAAGGGUUGGCCACCUUGCCGUCCAGUUUCCUCCAGACAUGACGGCUUCGGAGAAUCCUGUGAAGACAUGGGGCCAGAACGUGGCUGAGCUGAAGUGCAUUGCCCAGGCCAUUCCAAACGCCUCCAUCACCUGGUACUAUCGCAAGCAGCCCGUUAUGCAAAGGCCACAGUACAUCACUGUCGAGGGCAACGUCGGUAACAGCACCCUCAGGGUGUACCCCAGCUUCCCCGACCGCUACGGAACGUAUGAGUGCUGGGCGCAGAACUUCCUGGGCAACAGCUCGAUAGAGAUUAAGCUUGAGGAGGCGCGCCUCCCCGGGGUCAUGGAGCGCCCCCCAGCGGGGCCCGUGUCCCCGACUGCGGUCGAGUUUAAGCUCCGGGCUCCUGCUGAUGACGGAGGAUCCCCCAUCACCAAGAUCGUCAUCAAGUACUGGGCCGACGGGGAGAGGGAGGACAGCGCACGCUUCCAGGAGUGGACCGACGUGGACAGUACAGAACCCGUGUCUGUCGACGGGCUGGAGCCCAAACACAGGUACUGGUUCCGUUUUGCGGCCGAGAACAAGGUCGGUCGGGGUUCCUUCUCGGAGGCCCUGUUCCGCGACACCCCGGAGGAGAGCGCCCCGGAUGCACCCACGAUACUGAGCAGGGACGGCAACAGCAUGUACCCGGACAAGUACGAGAUCCGUUGGGUGCUGCCCCGUGACAACGGCAGACCAAUUCAGCACUUCAGGGUUACCUACUUUAAGGUGGACAAGAGGCCCGGCGACCAGUUUGUGCGCGUCGGAGAGUCCAAGACGCGUCAGGUCUCCGAGUGGCACAACGUGCCACGCAUCGAGCUCACGGGCCUCUUUCCCGAGAGCUACUACAGGGCAGAGAUUGAAGCCUACAAUGACAUCGGCUACAGCGAGAAGGCUGCCUAUGUCUUCCGCACUGCAAGGGAUCCCUCCAACCACACACCAGUGAACCUUCCCAACUUUGCCGGUUCUGCGCCCGAGGAAGAGGGACUGCGCGACAUGAUGAACACGGGUAGCCUGGGCAUGUCGCUCACCACCAUAGUGGUGAUUGUGGUGGUGCUGGUGCUGGUGAUCCUGUUAGUGCUGGAUGUCGUCUGCUACUUCCGUUUCCAGUGGGGCUUCCUCUUUUGCCUACGGCACUCGCUUUGCUCACGAGGUGGCGCUCACGGAAAGAAGGAGGCAGUUGUCGAAGAUGGCAAGAGCAGCAUUCCUGCUGCUCAGGAGCAAGAGAAGCCCACAGUGGAGCCUGGCAACCCGCGCCCCCCCAAUCAAAAGGAACUCGUUUACGCACCUGACAAGUCUCGAGAAGCGGCCGAGGACACACCCAUGAUUGACAGCAAAGGGCUCAAAGAUGGCAGGCACAACGACAACUUCGAUGCCGAGAAGAACCUCAAGGGAUCCAAGUCCAGCAUUGCUAAAGACAGCAUGGUGUGAUCUCUGCACUUCCUGGCAGGACACCGUCAAUGUUUGUCAUCACAGACUUCGGUGCCGAACUGUUUGUCCGCUGGACUAAUAUUGCACAUUUGUAUCACUAACUUUUUUUUUUUUUUAAAGCGUUCUUUCAUUUCACUUCAUUGCUCUUUUUUUUUUUUUUUUUUUUUUCUUCUUCUUUUAGCAACCACCUCCUCUGGUGUGAAUGCAAGCCAUACCAAUUACAAUGACAAGGUGCUGAAGUGGUUUCAAAGAGAAACAGUGUGUUCAAUUUUUUUAUAUUUUUUUUAAGUUCUUAGAAGGGUGACACGAGGUUGCAGUCACUACUGCGUGUGUGUUUCCUUUUUAUCUAUAUUUCAUACUUUAGCCCACUGCUGUACCUGGCAGGGACGGGUGACACAUCGAAUCAUUCCAAGUGUUAUAGGUUGUCAUGUACCGUUUUUUUUGUGUGUGUUUUUUUUUUCCCAGUUCUUUCUCAUUCCCACGGCGCGUGCGGACAUGUCGCACACGUUGAAGCGUGAACCCACGCGUGUAUUUAAGCACGACGCGUCGAAGUGUGACGCACGCUCUUAAGACUGCUAACAACGUAACUACUUACCCUCGAUGCCAACAAGACGACGCGGCUUUGGUGAUAAAAAAAAGAAAGAAAAAAAUAGAUGUUCCUGUUUUUAACUCGUUCCUUCCGUUUGCAGAGGGUUUUUGGGAGGUCGUUUUUCAUGCCUAGUGUGUGUGUGUUCCAUGCUGUGUUGUUUUUUUUUUCUUGCGCCUUGUACAUAAUGCUCACGUUUGUUUCACAUGUUCUUCAAUUUUGUGUGUACCAGAAUGUCGGUGUCUGUGUGACCCUGUGGACGACGCUGGCUCCUCGGCAAACACCUUGGGAGACGUACUGUUAGUUAGUGCCUUAUUUUUGGGUUGGUUACAUGCUUCCUUAACUGCACGCCGCCGCUCAGCUAAGACUACGAGAAGACUUGAGACUAUUUUUAGGGAAUGAAUGAAUGUGUUUAAGGGGAAAACGUGUGUGCAGCACACUGCGAGCAUUUCGUGCGUUGCACUCUUGCGUAUCCUGUGUCCAGGCGUUAUUUAUUUUUCUUUUAUGUCUCUCUCUCCCCCUCUUUCUGCAAAAUAACCUCCCAGGGUGUUUGGCAAGGUUCAGUUUUAAAGGGACUGUAAAGUGGAAUACUAAUCUACCACGAUCUUCAUGUACUAUACUACCAUGUAGAAUUUGCCUUUAUGAUGACGGGAGUCUCGUAUCCCAAAAAUUCCAAAGUGACGGUGCGCGAAAGACAAGGUGGUUUUCGGGCGAGCUGUUUUUUUUUUUCUUUCUUGUGUACUUUCUUAAUAGAUGGUGCAACAAGGCAUGUCAGCAUUGCUAGAUGAGGGAACUUUCUUCGAGCUUGAUUCGCUAAAAACCUGUUCAGUGUACUGCUACAGGACAUAGCAUCCGAAGCGUCCAAUACGGAACGUAGUUUCUGUAGGUUUACCAUUCACUUUACGGCCCCUUUAAAUUCCUCUAACGAAAAAAAAAAAAAAUCACUUCUGUCUUAGGGAAACACAAGCCGUGUGUUACUUUUGUCGGCAACACAAAAAAGGGCAGCUUGUUCCAAUUUUUUCGAAGGGAGGUGUUUUCAAGUUUUAAAUAUAAAAGUGUUGCUGGUGUUCUGCCAUUGUAUUUUUGUAUUGAUAACAACCACCACCACCACCACCAGGGGGCGCAUGCAUCGCUCCAACGCUGAGGAGCGCACUACAGGUUGCCGAAUGGUGUACAGUGCAUGUUAUGGCUGUUUCAAAAUGCUUUACUUGUUCAUAUUAUCUGUCCAUCUAUAGAUAUUCAUAUAUGUACAUAUACAUAUAUAUUGAAGGUUUUGACAUAUACACACACAUAUACAUAUAUGUAUGUAUGUAUACAAUAUGAUUAUGAGCUGACUAUGUUUUGACUGUGAACGAAACGGGGCAGUGGAUACACAGAAAAAAAAAAAAAAGAUACUCCAACUUCCGAGGAACGCGGCAUCACGGUCAGUUCAUGGAAUGGUGCUUGACGCAGGGUCGUGCAUUAUGCUCAACAAGCCCAAGGAAACAUCUUUGAAACUUCCAAGUGUUCCAUCAAAGUAGCACUACGUUAUCCUGGAUUUCAAUGUAUAUCAACGUUUGCGAAAUCUUUCUUGUUCCACAGUUGCGAGGGCCAUCAUAGCCAACAUUUGGUGCUGAAAGAAUGAUCUGAUCAACAAAAAUCUGCAACCGCUAAAGACUCCUCGAGAAAGAAAAAAAUUAUAUUCUUAUAAACAGUGCCGAAUGCUGUAUGGCGGGACAGGAGAAAGAAAUGACUGUCGACAAGUUAACUCCUUUGUAAGCGAGAUCUUCUGUCGGUUUCAAAUCUUUUCGGAUGAGGGGGGAAUCUACCAGACAUACCUACCUGGUAAACGAGAAGAAAUUUCUGCGGUCUCGCUAACGGGAUUCUGCGACACCGUACUCUUUUGCACAGCGGGCAGCUGAUUAAAUUUUUAUCUUGGAACAAGGUCCAAACACCGUUGGACAGUGAGGCUGGAAGGAAGAAAGUUCUUCCACCGUACACUUGCCAUUUUGGAAGACUUUCCGCCGCAUUAAAAACUUUUUUUUUUUGUCGAACGUGCAGGGAAACGUGCGGCGGCACGAGCGCAGCCGGCGAAAAAAGGCGAGGGAGCCACAUUUUCCCCUUUUCCAACGUCAGUGUUUUUUAAAUUGUUUUAAAUUGUUUUUUAAAUCGUCGUCGCCUCUGUGGAAGUUGGUGCUGAGAUGUUAAUGUAGCACUCCUGCUCGUGAAAUGUGAAAAGACAAAAAUGUGAAAAGACAAAAAAAAAAAAAAGCAUAUAUCCGAUCUCGUGGAGCGAACGUGAAGGGACGAUCGCGUUUGACGCCGUGCAUAUUUUUUGGAAAGCUGUUGUUGGCAUCUGUCUAUUUGUUUGUUUGUUUUUUGUCUCUCUUUUUUUUUUUAAUGUGGAGCGAGACGCUCCAGGUGAGCGUGGUUGAAUGAGUGACGUGUGAAUGGCACAUGCGAGGCCAAAGGAUCAAAAGAUGGUGUUGGAAGGAAGGUUGUACUCACUUGUUUCAUCGUAUAUAUAUAUAUGUCCAAGUAUAUAUAUGCGACUGCACUUGUAGCGCUGCAAAUGGGUUUUUUCUUACAGGUUUGUAAAGUUUUUAAAAGUCUGCAGCUGACCAUCGGUCUGUGACGUGUGUGCGCUAAAAAUAAAGUUUGUUCUUAAGAA
Molecule: messenger RNA, 6217 nt
Organism: Ornithodoros turicata
Lineage: Eukaryota; Metazoa; Arthropoda; Arachnida; Ixodida; Argasidae
Product: fasciclin-2-like
Exons: 17
Coding region: 321-2981 (886 amino acids)
Biological process (GO): cell adhesion
Cellular component (GO): membrane
Molecular function (GO): protein binding
Source: RefSeq, a predicted model, not a curated record